This is a messenger RNA of Drosophila subobscura, 6230 nucleotides long. RefSeq names its product putative ATP-dependent RNA helicase BoYb. Gene Ontology annotation, molecular function: ATP binding; nucleic acid binding. NCBI's taxonomy places the organism in Eukaryota, Metazoa, Arthropoda, Insecta, Diptera, Drosophilidae. Gene Ontology annotation, biological process: germ-line stem cell division; transposable element silencing. The record is from RefSeq and is a predicted model, not a curated record.
AAGAUGUUAUCCAACCUCUUAUAGGCGCGAACUGCUCUGAAUAUGCAGUGGCGCAUGCAAAUACGACUGUGACACCGUUUCGCACAUUCGCGGAGGUUUCAAUGCUGCCGGAUAUUGUGCAGAGCAUGAGGAAAUUGGGCCUGAAUCGACUGCAGCGGCUGCAGAGCUAUGCCUGGCCUCAUAUACUCAAUGGAUCGGGACAUGGUGUACUCAUUGUGAGUGCCCCACUCAGCGGCCGCACGAUGGGAUAUGUGCCGCCCAUCUGUCACGCUGCCAGCACAACCCUGGCCGCGAAUCGACGCGCGAGAGAUAUUGCUGUUGACUUAUUGGAUAUCUCUCAUGGAAUGGGACCCAUAGCCCUGAUUCUAGUGCCAGACUGGACGCGUAUGGAGCGGGUUGCCGCCCUAUGCCAUGCGCUUAUGCCCAGGGAAGAGAACGUCGAGGACAAACGGACUAUUAUGGUGACGAACGUGUUGACCGUGCCAUCGGAGUGCACUCCAGCUUUCAUGGGUGCGUGGAUCAGCCAAAUAGGCAUCUUGGUGGCCACCCCCUCACGAUUUGCCAACGCUUGCCAGCAAGGAGAAGGCAUGCUAAAGCUGAAUCAGCUGCAGGUAGUGGUCAUCGAUGACGUGGACCUCAUGCAGAAAGAGGAACUGGAGCUGGCCCAUCAGUAUAUUCCAGGCAUGGCGGCCAAACACAACAGGCCAAAGGCACGCAAAGGCACACCAUAUCCCCGUCCGCAAUUGGUGAUGGUUUGCCAACACUUCAGUCCGUCUCUCAUUUCCCAGCUGCGACGUUUCAAUCAAUAUCCCUGCCUGAUAUUUGGCGAUCUCCUGCAAGCCGCUCUCUAUGGCGGUAUGAGAUUGCUAGUCAACAUGGUCGUGCCGGAGGACAAGGUUGCUGCGAUCGUCAAUCUACUUCGUCAGCGUUCGCCGGCGGAGUAUCGCACUAUAAUAUUCUGCGAUAAGGAUAUGGCUGUGCUGAUCGGUGCCCUUGCAGAGUUGGAAUACCAAUGUCUGGCCUACUACCAGACCAUGGAUCUGGAUCAACUCGAUAAGGUCAGCAGCUGGAAGUGCGACAGCCGAGGCGUUAUUCUUGUCUGCACCGACAACUGUCCGGAGCUGAGAAUACGCAAUGCGCAGACCAUUAUCCACUACAACAUGAGCAGCUCGUGGAGCAAGUUCAAGAAUCGCUUCAUGUUCUUGUCCGACAAUCUACCCAAUGUACUGGCACCGACCCCAACAGCAAACGGAACCAAUCAAAGGCUCCUGGACUCGCUUGUCCUCUUGGACAAGGAGAACGCCAGGCAGCUGCCACGUUUGGUCGACUUAAUGCUGCUCCGCCAGAAAUUGGAUCCAGAAAUUGUGGCGCUGGCUGCUCGCAUUCGGAAGGAGGCAAACACAAUGCAAAACAUUGUGAAGCCAAUAUGCAAGGAGAUCCUGUCCCACGGCGACUGCUGGGAUACCAGGUGUGUGCAUCGUCAUUAUCUGCACGAAUCGGAUCGCCGUUCAGCGGACGUACCCUGCUCGGGGGACAUCAAGGUCAAAGUGGUUCACGUGUACUCCCCCGGACAUUACUGUGUGAUCGUCCACGAGCAUAAGCCGCUGGAGGGUAAAUGGCACAAUUUCGAACCCUCAAGUAGUUUGCCGUCUUUGCUGAAUUUGAAACUGAGCGGGAAGAAGGUGGUGCCAUCGCCUCGCUACUGGCCACCACAACACGCAGCCGUUUGUCUGUUUAAAACUGAAUCUGAGUUAAUGUCGGGCUAUGCCUAUGAGCGUGUUCGGGUGCUCAGUGUGCCGCCCAUUGAGAAUGUGAAUCUGGUCCAGUCGGAUCUCAUUGUGCUCGUCGAGGCCAUGGACUAUAGCACUCGCCGUUUCGAGACCAAAUGCAAGUCCCUUCAUGUCUGCCCCGAUGAGUACAUCAAUGAGCCGCCAUUGUGCAUUGACUUGCGUCUCCUGGGUAUGGUUACCCACAUAGGUGAUCGCGAUUGGUCUGCCGGAGACACGAAGACUGUUCAAGACUGGCUGUACAUGGCGCCCAAGGAUCACUUCAUACAGGCUAAAGUCGCUUUCUCCACUUCGCACACAAUCUUCGCUACAUGCAUGGCGUCCAUAGUCUACCUUAAGACAUUGAAGACAUUUAAUAUCCACUUGAACUUCUUCAGAGCACAGAUUGAGGCCAAGAUGAGCAAGCGAUGUGAACAAACCAAAGCGAAGAUUUGGAAAUUCUUCGAGGAGCUCAUAAAGUCCGAGGAGCUUCAGGUGGGAACAGACGACGUAUUUCUAACAAAAUUCCUGCACUACACACACUGGGACACAAUCAAAGCCUACCAGGCGAUCCAUGCCUACUACGACUUCAAGCACAAGCACCCCAGCUGGGUGGCCAGACACCCAAUUGAGUAUUAUCGGAAGAUAUUCUACGGCACGCACUGUCGCUUUGUGAUGCCCCAUGCGGAUAAGAAUGGACGUGUGCUGGUAAUAUUCAAGACCGUGGACGCUUUUCAGCAGUUCCCCGACUAUCUGCAGGGUCUCAUCGAAAUGGACGAUCUCAUAUUUGAGUCGCUGCUGAUGCUGCCGCGUGUUCAGGAGAAUGGCAUAACAGUUAUUUGUGAUCUCCAAGGCACCACUCGGAACUUUCUGCGACAGUUUUCUCCAGCGUUUAUGAAGGUCGUGAACGAGAAGAACGCCGUUCUGCCCUUUAGCCAACGCAUUGUUCACAUCGUGCAGCGCGGCUUUCUCAUGCAUGUCACCUCCACGCUGUUCAUGCCAUUUAUGAACAAGGAAUUCAAGGAAAGGAUCUUCACCCACGAUGGCAAAAACCUUAGCAAAUUGCGGGAUAUGGUGGGCUACGACAGCCUACCGGCGGAAUAUGGCGGUCCAGCCUGUAAUCGGCAUCCCGACGGCAAAAUGUCAGAGAGCGAGAAAAACAAUGUGCUCAACCUUAAAGAUGUUAUCCAACCUCUUAUAGGCGCGAACUGCUCUGAAUAUGCAGUGGCGCAUGCAAAUACGACUGUGACACCGUUUCGCACAUUCGCGGAGGUUUCAAUGCUGCCGGAUAUUGUGCAGAGCAUGAGGAAAUUGGGCCUGAAUCGACUGCAGCGGCUGCAGAGCUAUGCCUGGCCUCAUAUACUCAAUGGAUCGGGACAUGGUGUACUCAUUGUGAGUGCCCCACUCAGCGGCCGCACGAUGGGAUAUGUGCCGCCCAUCUGUCACGCUGCCAGCACAACCCUGGCCGCGAAUCGACGCGCGAGAGAUAUUGCUGUUGACUUAUUGGAUAUCUCUCAUGGAAUGGGACCCAUAGCCCUGAUUCUAGUGCCAGACUGGACGCGUAUGGAGCGGGUUGCCGCCCUAUGCCAUGCGCUUAUGCCCAGGGAAGAGAACGUCGAGGACAAACGGACUAUUAUGGUGACGAACGUGUUGACCGUGCCAUCGGAGUGCACUCCAGCUUUCAUGGGUGCGUGGAUCAGCCAAAUAGGCAUCUUGGUGGCCACCCCCUCACGAUUUGCCAACGCUUGCCAGCAAGGAGAAGGCAUGCUAAAGCUGAAUCAGCUGCAGGUAGUGGUCAUCGAUGACGUGGACCUCAUGCAGAAAGAGGAACUGGAGCUGGCCCAUCAGUAUAUUCCAGGCAUGGCGGCCAAACACAACAGGCCAAAGGCACGCAAAGGCACACCAUAUCCCCGUCCGCAAUUGGUGAUGGUUUGCCAACACUUCAGUCCGUCUCUCAUUUCCCAGCUGCGACGUUUCAAUCAAUAUCCCUGCCUGAUAUUUGGCGAUCUCCUGCAAGCCGCUCUCUAUGGCGGUAUGAGAUUGCUAGUCAACAUGGUCGUGCCGGAGGACAAGGUUGCUGCGAUCGUCAAUCUACUUCGUCAGCGUUCGCCGGCGGAGUAUCGCACUAUAAUAUUCUGCGAUAAGGAUAUGGCUGUGCUGAUCGGUGCCCUUGCAGAGUUGGAAUACCAAUGUCUGGCCUACUACCAGACCAUGGAUCUGGAUCAACUCGAUAAGGUCAGCAGCUGGAAGUGCGACAGCCGAGGCGUUAUUCUUGUCUGCACCGACAACUGUCCGGAGCUGAGAAUACGCAAUGCGCAGACCAUUAUCCACUACAACAUGAGCAGCUCGUGGAGCAAGUUCAAGAAUCGCUUCAUGUUCUUGUCCGACAAUCUACCCAAUGUACUGGCACCGACCCCAACAGCAAACGGAACCAAUCAAAGGCUCCUGGACUCGCUUGUCCUCUUGGACAAGGAGAACGCCAGGCAGCUGCCACGUUUGGUCGACUUAAUGCUGCUCCGCCAGAUUGAUCCAGAAAUUGUGGCGCUGGCUGCUCGCAUUCGGAAGGAGGCAAACACAAUGCAAAACAUUGUGAAGCCAAUAUGCAAGGAGAUCCUGUCCCACGGCGACUGCUGGGAUACCAGGUGUGUGCAUCGUCAUUAUCUGCACGAAUCGGAUCGCCGUUCAGCGGACGUACCCUGCUCGGGGGACAUCAAGGUCAAAGUGGUUCACGUGUACUCCCCCGGACAUUACUGUGUGAUCGUCCACGAGCAUAAGCCGCUGGAGGGUAAAUGGCACAAUUUCGAACCCUCAAGUAGUUUGCCGUCUUUGCUGAAUUUGAAACUGAGCGGGAAGAAGGUGGUGCCAUCGCCUCGCUACUGGCCACCACAACACGCAGCCGUUUGUCUGUUUAAAACUGAAUCUGAGUUAAUGUCGGGCUAUGCCUAUGAGCGUGUUCGGGUGCUCAGUGUGCCGCCCAUUGAGAAUGUGAAUCUGGUCCAGUCGGAUCUCAUUGUGCUCGUCGAGGCCAUGGACUAUAGCACUCGCCGUUUCGAGACCAAAUGCAAGUCCCUUCAUGUCUGCCCCGAUGAGUACAUCAAUGAGCCGCCAUUGUGCAUUGACUUGCGUCUCCUGGGUAUGGUUACCCACAUAGGUGAUCGCGAUUGGUCUGCCGGAGACACGAAGACUGUUCAAGACUGGCUGUACAUGGCGCCCAAGGAUCACUUCAUACAGGCUAAAGUCGCUUUCUCCACUUCGCACACAAUCUUCGCUACAUGCAUGGCGUCCAUAGUCUACCUUAAGACAUUGAAGACAUUUAAUAUCCACUUGAACUUCUUCAGAGCACAGAUUGAGGCCAAGAUGAGCAAGCGAUGUGAACAAACCAAAGCGAAGAUUUGGAAAUUCUUCGAGGAGCUCAUAAAGAUGGACGCCCCAGAAAAGCAACAGGAAAUGAUCACAAGCGAUCCAGUGGCAAAUGGGCACAAAGAGCAAAUCGGCGAGGACACGGACAAGAGUCCACCCUCUAAGCAAAACUCUCCCAAGCUGCCGGCCAGGUUCCAACGUGUGGUGGACCUGGACAUCCGCAUACGCCAGGAGCGCAGACAGAAGGACACAGAUUCCAAGACCACCAACGGAGAGCUGCAUUCUAAGCAAAGUCAGAGAUCUGCCAUCCCAUUGGCCCAGGACCAGAAUCAGGCUGAAGAAACGGAAAAUUCGGAAAUUGAGGUGGUCCCAAUGCAAGAUUUCAUUGACUGCUUCAUGAGAUGCGCUGCGCUGGACCGUAUCGAGAGCAUGGAAACAGACAGCAGCAUGGCAGCUUCCAAAAAUGGCCAUCAGAUGUUGACUGAAGCCCCAGGCCAGCGCUCCAAGGAGCCCAAUGGGGAGAAGUCGAAACAAGAAAUAAACAAACUGUCUGCCACGGCAGGAGUAACAGCAGGUAACGCUGCUCGUAUGCUGGGUACCGCAUCACGUCCCGAUGUCAAAUACUAUCAGACAAUAAACGCCCUCCACCUACAGGUGACGCUGGCUGAUGAAAAAAUGUCCUACCAGACAGGUGUCCUAAACAGUACCAGGAUUUUCUUCAAGGCCAACGCUGCAGAGGAAUUAGGAUCUGGAUCCCCCCAGGGUUAUGAGUUCUUUGUAAACCCACGCAUGAUCUUCAAAGGCAUACAACAUGCCAUGAAGGGGCGCACAGUAUACAUCGAGUUGCAAAAGUUGCAUCCAGGCUACUACCCCAACCAAUUUGUCCACUUAAAGUUCUUCCAAGCGAACUACGACAUGAUCGUGAUCGAGGAGAAGUGGCAACAGCGCGAAAGAAUCGUCCUCGAACAGUUGAUGCGUCAAACUGGAUGGGGGAUUCUACAGCACACAGAAAAAGCGGAAAGCAGCGAGGAAACCGUGACCGAAUCCGAAUCGGAGGAUGGAGUGGAGCGACCCGAAGACUACAGAAGGAUUGACAUGAGUUAA